This is a messenger RNA of Aspergillus melleus, 516 nucleotides long. RefSeq lists its product as uncharacterized. The coding region runs from base 1 to 516 and encodes 171 amino acids. NCBI's taxonomy places the organism in Eukaryota, Fungi, Ascomycota, Eurotiomycetes, Eurotiales, Aspergillaceae. The transcript has a single exon. The record is from RefSeq and is a predicted model, not a curated record.
AUGAGGCGACAGUUUCUGCCUGAGGCAUCAACGCUCCAUUUCUCCUGCGGAUCGACGCCUUCCGUCCUUCUUCUUCCUUCCCACCUUCAACUGCUCUUUCCAGGUUCCAGCGAAGAUCUUCCGUCACAUCGUUUAUCCUUUUAUCAACCUGCAUUCGCCAUUCAUCUAGUCAUCUACUCGGGUACGGCGAAUUGUCAUCCAUGUACCCCUCAACUGGGAUGCCAACCAUGGCACUCUCAAGCGAUCCAAUACGCUGCCCCCAAAAAGAUCCCCCCAAAGCUUGAGCCGGAGCUCCCGGAGGCUGUGCUGUGGAACCGGUUUUUAGUUUUUACUGUAUUUUUUUUUUGUUUCCACAGCCACCAACGAACCACCACGAGCCAUGAGGACUUCAAAUUAAUGAAUCAAUCAAUGGCCCAUCAAUCGAUCGAUCAGUCUAGCGCGAACAAAAACGGACCCAAAACGGCGUACGAAUACGACUCCAACGGAGUAGGAGUCUUAAGUGGGCUUUACAUGUGA